This is a messenger RNA of Morone saxatilis (striped sea-bass), 3340 nucleotides long. RefSeq names its product MAM domain containing 2a (gene mamdc2a). NCBI's taxonomy places the organism in Eukaryota, Metazoa, Chordata, Actinopteri, Moronidae. The record is from RefSeq and is a predicted model, not a curated record. Gene Ontology annotation, cellular component: membrane.
GGACCGCUGCUCCUGCCUCCCGCCCCCGGGACAUCCAUUCAUCCACCCGGAUAAACGCUCCAUCUCUCCAGCUGACAUUGGUACAACAUGUGAAAGACAACCAGUGGGGGUUUCGAAUAGCUGCUGGUGCUGUAGUUCUUUGGGGAAUUGAACGGGAGACGAGCAGGAAACUACAAAGGGAGAUCCCAAACUUUCUGCAACGGCGGAUACAAUGAGCAGCCUCAGCCUCACUCUCCAGGUGCUGCUACUGUGCGGACUCCUCAGGGCGCAGCAGCAGCAGCAGCUGCUGCCCGGGUCCUGCAACUUUGAGCUGGGCACCUGUGGCUACACAUCAGACCCAGGGUAUGGCAGCUGGAGCAUGAAUGAAGAAGGGCAUUUGAUAACAGUGGACUCAGCCUUCUUACAAGAACAAGAGCAGGCGGUUCUUGUCAGUCCAGUUCUGGACUACCAGGAAUGGAGCUGUGUGAGGCUGGUGUACCAGAUCACCGGAGGAGGUUCCCUGCAGCUCCACCUCAGACCAGACAGCGAUAACUUUGACUACCGGCUCUGGACUGCCGACAAGGCCUCCGACAGCUGGCUCAUUGCUAGUGUGGACCUCCCCAACACCACAAUCCCCUACCAGGCCACCACAUGUAUGUGGACUCUGUGUAUGCCAAGCACUUCCAGGAAGUGGCCAAGCUGACCUCACCCAUGACUACGGUGCCCAUGGCCGGCUGCCUGUCCUUCUACUACCACCGAGACCAGGAGAGGGGAAACAUCUUUUCAGUUUUCACCCGAGACCAGCUGGGCCACUAUGAGGAGAUCUGGAGGCCGGAGGUUUACGCUACCGCCGGAUGGACUCUGGUCAGCGUUGACAUCAAGGCCCCACACCCCCUGGAGGUGGUGUUUGAGGUGGCUUUCAACAGUGCCAGAGGUGGAUACGUGGCCAUAGAUGAUAUCACCUUUUCCCCUGAAUUCUGCCACACAGACACAGAGCCGACCAUUGACCCCUCCAUAGCCAACUGUGACUUUGAGAAUGGGCUGUGUCUGUACUAUCAGGAGAGAGCAGAGAGUAAGGAGUGGAACAGAAUUUCAGUCAAGCCCAAUGCCUACAGGAUAGGAGACCAUACCACAGGAUCAGGCUGUUUCCUCCUGGCAAACACUCGUUUUACUUCAAAGCCUGGUUAUAUGGGUCGGCUUCAUGGUCCCUUUUUACCGGGGAACCACAAAUACUGCCUGAGGUUCUUCUACCUGCUUCAUGGCUUUAGGAAAGUAGACAACGCUCUGGUUCUUUACAUUUAUGAUGAGAACAACGUGGCCCAGGAGAAGGUGUGGAGCCUGGCUGACACUUCCAGGUCUGUAUGGACGGAGGUGGAGAUCACCUACACGAAGCCCAUGCUUUCCAAGUUUGUGUUUGUCAGCCUAUGUAUGAACUUCUGGGAAUGUGGCCUGGUGGGCAUAGAUGACAUCACUGUCACCCUGGGGGACUGUCAGAUCACAGCAGGCUCCCUCCCAGGCCAGUGUAACUUUGAAAGUGGAAUCUGUGGCUACAUCCAGGAUAAGAAAGAGGACAAAGCCGACUGGCUGCGAGUCCGAGGACACACCCCCACCUCCUAUACAGGACCCAGAGGAGACCACACUACUGGGGUGGGUUACUUUAUGUACAUCGAGGCGUCACUCAUGCGUCCGGGUCACAAGGCUCGGCUGCUGACCUCUGACUUGCGGGGCUCCUCGUCCCCUCAGUGUUUGAUCUUCUACUACCACAUGUACGGGUCUGGCACCGGGAUACUGAGCGUGCUCUUGCGCCACGGCAACGUAGAGCGGGACACGCUGCUGUGGAGACGGCGCGGCGAGCAGAGUGUCAGCUGGAUGAGGGCCAUGGUGGACUACCACUGCGAUGUCCGACACCAGAUUAUAUUUGAAGCCAUCCGAGGCCCAUCACUAAGAAGUGAUAUUGCUAUUGAUGACAUCCGUUAUAAAAGGGGACCAUGUGAAGAUCCUGGUGACAUCACUCCAUACUCUGGCUCCUCAGAGUAUUUCAAUGAGAUUGAGAACUGAGACUGGCGGGAGAGUCUUUCUGUAUAAAUGCUUGGUAGUUUUGGCUGGUAUGAAUGUGAACAAUCCACCAUGACAAUUUACAAUGUUGUAGAGCAAUGCUUAUGUUGCAGCCGCAACCUCCACCACACUGUACUGCUGUCUUCCUCAAUGUCAGUGUUUGUGCUUUUAGUGUCUCUGAUCACAGUGCCAGAUGAUGGAAUUAACGUGCUGGGGAACGGUCGUCAACAUUCAUACAUCUUACGUCUUAGUCUCGUGACACUCAAUCACACAACCACAAUCCACUGUUAAGGCCUGUUGACACUUUGCACAAGAAAUAUUUGCCAGGUAUGCCACAAGUCAAUGAUAAAAGGCACUUUCCUUCAGUGGUCGGGUAUAGUGAAGUCAUUUACAAAUGCAUCCUCCUGAAAGUAAACCCAGCACAGUGGAGGCCAACCACUUUCUGUAAGAGUUUUCUUCUAAAUAUAAUAUACAUAUUUCACUGUCUAGGGUGAUAAUAUUUUACAUAUUAAGGCUCCAGAGUGUAGGAUAUAGUGGAAUCUAGUGGUGUAGAUUGCGACUCCCUCGCUUCCCCCUGCCAUUCAAAGCACAAAGGAGAAACUACGGUGGCUGCAAAAUACACACAAAAAAGUGUUUUGUUUGUCAGUUCUGGGAUACUGUAUAAACAUGCUGUCUGUGGAUGUAAAAGGCUCAUUCUUUGGUAACAAAAUCAUAAUUGCUUAUAUCCCAGAAUUUUGUUCAUUUCUAUGCAAAAAACUAAAUGAAAUUGUAAUUUUUGAUGUUCCGAUUAUUAACACAUAAACUUUAACGACAAGAACCCAAGCUGUAUUUACAGAGCCUUCACUCUGUAUAAAUAGCCUCACCUUGUAUCAGAAAAGUAGUUUAAACAACCAAAGAGCUAAUAGAACAGUGAAAAGAAAACACAGAAUUUGUUUAUUUGUUUUGUUUAUCAGUACUUCUGUACUGAUAAACUUAGUCAGGGGUUGUCAGUUUAUCACUGCAUUUAAGUGAUUUAUUUCAACCUAAGUUCUUUCCAGAGCCAUAGGAGAAAUUCUACAACUGUUUUUAUAAUUACAGUGACUAGUAAAUGGAUUCUGACAUGUAAAAUCAGAGCGGCCCUUUAAACCUGAUCUGUCUGUAAGGGGGGAGUCAGAGACUUUAAAAACAGUUUGGUGUAUGUGAGAUGUCUGGUUCCAGUGUGUCAGUGUAAACAUCAGGGAAAGGAGUGAAGCGUGACAGAAGGCAGACUUGUCUGCCAGGAAAUGUUUUAAUAUGAAACAUAUGGAGGAAGUGUUGAGUUUGGAUU